This is a messenger RNA of Acanthopagrus latus (yellowfin seabream), 2361 nucleotides long. RefSeq names its product chromosome 20 C10orf88 homolog (gene c20h10orf88). The record is from RefSeq and is a predicted model, not a curated record. The transcript is spliced from 9 exons. Lineage: Eukaryota; Metazoa; Chordata; Actinopteri; Spariformes; Sparidae. The coding region runs from base 184 to 1458 and encodes 424 amino acids.
UAGCUUCCCCGAGCCAGAAAAUCUGCGUUUUAUUAUUAGUUAUAUAUCAAAUUCAUCCGUACGAAGAGAUGCGAAGACGAAAAUUCAGCAUAUUGAGGAAAACAAGCUAAUCAACGGUUUCAGCUGAAGCUAUUGUGAGCUUUUCCCUAAGAAGGUUACAGUCCCAGUGGCCUCAGCAGCAUCAUGGUGGACAUUGCUGUGAAGAACGGAGCCGCUUGGGUCUGUCAGGCUGAGGGACAUCGCUUGGCUGAUGUCCUGAGUCCUGUUCAGAUCGGUGACAAGGACGACCAUGAAGACGAGCUCAAAAACUGCGUCAGCCCAGUUCUGUUGGAGCAGAAGGAGGAAGGCUCUCCGUGUGUCCUGGUGCUGCAGUGUGGCCCCUGUUCCCCUUCUGCCAUCAGCCGCCUGCUGGUCAUCAGCGAGGCUCGAACCAUGGAGGUGUACAACCAGACAGGAGAAUACUGUGGGACUGUACGCGGGGACAGAGAAGACGGCAUCCAGAUAGACAGUUCAGACAGAGGGCCUUUCUAUAAGAAACAGCUGAUCCUCGAGCAGCCGUCCUCAGCCUGUGAGGUGAAGCUCCUCUCUCUGGCCGGUAGAAGCAGUGUUUUGGUGUGUCGAGUCAUUGUGGGCCUUCAGCAGCUCCAGGUCUGCCCAGUCCGCGGGCCUGGCAUCGACAUGCAGCAGGUGCAGUGUCUGGUUGAGGAGAUGGGGACGAGUCUCUCACCAGGAGCCCAGAACCUCAUGGAAAUGGUGCAAUUCCAGCAGAAGAACCAGACCGGCUCUCUGGGUGGAUUCCUGCCUCUCCUGAUGGGCAGUGGAGCUUUCUCUGCCCUGGCUCAAGGAGCCAACAUGUCCCCAGCAGCCGUCAGUCACCAGCCCCAGCCUGCAGACUCCAGGUCUCCAGUCGGCUCCAUCAGGCCUGCAGAUGAAUCUCUUCCGGCUCAGAAUGGAGCGAUGUCAAACGGCUCGACCUCCUCGUCCCCAGACCGGCCGGUUUCUGAUGUCAACACUGAGAAUAUAACUAACAGUGAGAGCAGAGCCACAACGAGCCACGCGCAGCUAGCAGAGAUGAUGUCACACUUCAUGAAAGGGCAGGGACGCGACCAGGUGAUCGGAUCCGACCCCAAGCUUCUGCCCAUGCUGCAGAGCCUCUGCGGUCAGGUGACGAAGCUGAGGCUGGAUGAUGCUGCAGCGGUGGCAGAGAAAGAGAAGAAGAUGAGAAAUGGCACAUGGGAGCUGGACUCAGUCAUGGAGCGUCGUCUAGAGGAGAUGGAGAAGAGGCUGAUGGAGCACGUGGACCGUCGCCUGGAUGCUCUGGAGCAGAAGCUGGAGAAGGCCCUCCUGAGCGCCCUGCCACAGCUCGCCCUCAACCAGGGAGCCAUGAGCAGCUCAGCAGGAGAAGCAGCAUCCACCGGACCGAUGGAUCAGACCGCACCGACACCAGCCAUGCACUGAGUUCAGCACCGCUAAAAAGACUAACAUGAUGUGUGACCGGGAAGCCUUUCUGGCCCUGGUCCCUCUCAGACUGACCUCAGUGUCAGAAGGAAGGCAGAGCAGGAUGCAGAUACUAACGGAGACAAAAACAGGACACAUUUAAAUGAUAAUUGCGACAAUUUGAUGAAGCAUACAAUUGUCUUAAAGUGUACAUCUCCAGCUGUCUAAGAUUCAGCCUCUGAAACGGUUAGUUUGUAUUUAUCUCUGGGAGAAAAUAGCAAAUGAAUGCGACUCUAUUUAACAACCAGUGAGAAUCUCCCGCUGAGCGUAGAAAUCCCUCAGAUCUCAGAAAACGUCUGUUGCAUUCUGGGCAAGUUUGGCCACAUUAAGGAGAAGACAGAAACACAUCUCCAACUGUUUGUGAAAGUAUUUUAACAUAAAGAAGAAGCUUUAAUUAACUGCAGUGAUGUGAUCUCACUCAGGUUGUUGUUUUUUGAUUUUAACGUGAUAAUAAUUGACAUGCAACAUGGGCAGGACACUCGUAUGUUCACAUGAAACUUUGCGUGUAAACACUCCCAGGUUUUAUAACCCACAUGACCCUGACCGACAGUUAUUCUUAUUCACGCUCUGUAACGUACUGUAACUGCACUUAUCUGAAGUGUUUUGGUCCGUCAGGCCUUAAGUGUUUUGGUUCGACACUUGUGGAAAGUCUCAGAAUGAGUCCAUAUGCUGUGGUUACUGCAGUGUAUAAAGAAGGUGUAACUGAUUAAAAAUGUUUUUAAUAUGGCACUGUAAUGUUUUAAAUAAUGUACAUGUCUGUAACAUAAAGCCUGUCUGCCAGUGUAACUAGUAAAAGGACUGUGAUGUUGAUGGUUUUAAUAACUGUGCUGACGUGCAUAGCAAUAAUAAAUAUAUUUAUACAGA